Salvelinus namaycush (lake trout) is the source of this 1731-nucleotide messenger RNA. RefSeq names its product DNA-directed RNA polymerases I and III subunit RPAC1-like. NCBI's taxonomy places the organism in Eukaryota, Metazoa, Chordata, Actinopteri, Salmoniformes, Salmonidae. The transcript is spliced from 9 exons. Gene Ontology annotation, biological process: DNA-templated transcription. Gene Ontology annotation, cellular component: RNA polymerase I complex; RNA polymerase III complex. The record is from RefSeq and is a predicted model, not a curated record. Gene Ontology annotation, molecular function: DNA binding; protein dimerization activity. The coding region runs from base 19 to 1062 and encodes 347 amino acids.
UAUGAAAACAUUGGCAAAAUGGCAGCGACCAUGAGAAACGUGGAUGAAAUUCGGGAUAGAGUAAUAUUAGGUGAAUUUGAUGUAAAAAAUGUUCAUACAACCGAUUACCCUGGCAAUUAUCCAGGCUACGAUGAUACAUGGAGCUUGCAGAAAUUCCAAAAGAAUUUCAGAAUCGACGUGGUGCAAAUGGAUGAGACUUCUCUGGAGUUCGACAUGGUGGGCAUAGAUGCAGCUAUCGCCAAUGCCUUUCGACGGAUAUUACUCGCAGAGGUCCCUACUAUGGCUGUCGAGAAGGUGUUCAUUUACAACAACACAUCCAUAAUUCAGGAUGAGAUCCUUGCCCACAGGCUGGGCUUGAUCCCUAUUAAGGGUGACCCACGAUUGUUUGAGUACAGAAACGCAGGGGAUGAGGAAGGCACAGAAAUAGACACAAUUCAACUUCAACUGAAGAUCAAAUGCACCAGGAACCUCAGAGCCACCAAAGACUCUGCUGACCCCCAGGAACUUUACCUGAACCACAUGGUGUACUCCAAGGACAUGAAGUGGGUCCCUAUUGGGAACCAAGCUGAUGUGUUUGCAGAUAUCGACAUCGGUCCAGUACAUGGGGACAUCCUUCUGGCACAGCUCCGGCCUGGACAGGAGCUGGAUAUAGUCAUGCACUGCGUGAAAGGCAUUGGUCAAGACCACGCCAAGUUUUCACCUGUGGCUACAGCCAGUUACAGACUCCUUCCUGAGAUCACACUAAUGGAAACAGUGGAGGGGGAGAAAGCGGAGCGACUAAAACGCUGCUUCUCCCCUGGAGUCAUUGAGGUGGAGAACCAUGGGGGAAAGGUUGUUGCCAAGGUGGUGAACAGUCGCUUAGAUACCUGCAGUAGGGAGGUUCUCCGACAUGACGACCUCAAGAACGCUGUGAAGCUUGCAAGAGUGCGGGACCAUUUCAUCUUUUCUGUAGAAUCAACUGGCAUCCUGGCACCUGAUGUCUUGGUCACAGAGGCCAUCAAAGUUCUCAUGACCAAGUGUCGAAGAUUCCUCAGUGAGCUCGACUCCACGGAGAUGGAAUAAGAGCAAUUAAGUUGGACCACAUGUAAAUACCCACUACAGGGGUGAGACAUUUGUGUUGAGUCUGUGUGCAACAUGCUUUGGACCAGGAAUGGGCAACUCUAGUCCUUGCUGCCUGAAUGGUGUCAUAAUAUUUUGUCCCAUUUAACACCUGUUUCCAAUAAUCAACUAAUGAUAUUCAGUUCAGAAUGCAAUUAGUUUAAUCAGCUGUGUUUGCAAGGGAUAGGGGAGAAAAGUGGGACACCACUCUGCCCCCAAGGUCUGAAGUUGCCCAUCCCAGCUUUGGACAAUAGAAUACAAUACCAGUUGGAAUAAAAGCACCCUGUAGAAAUGCUGAGGAUGCUUUGUUUUUUAUUACCAUCCUAUGUACCCAGCUUGAGAUGGUUUGUCAUCCCCAAUAAGAAUUGUGCCACUUAUGUACUAUAUUUUGUAUUGUAAUGAAUGUUUAUGUCACUUGCAAAUCCUUAUGGCUCAUGUCAUUAGCCCAUUUGUAGAGUUGUGCCUGAAUUCCAUCCUUUUAGGUAAAACCAUUACAAGAAAAUGUGUUUUUAGUAUUUACUGAAUGAAGAGGGUGGUAAGUCUUAAGCAUAUAGUACACAGCGAGGUGCAGUUAUGUUUUGUGUACUGUAUAGACUUGUGCGACAAAAGUAAAGCAUAUUACAUUUUACUCUA